CUGGCGGCCGAGGCGCGGCCCGUGAGCCGUGAGCUCGGGACUCGCCGCCCUCCGGGUCGGGCGCAGAGCUUUGGAGCGGCUACUGCGAGGGCCUCGGCGCGCCCCCGGGAUCUGCGCAGGAGGGCGCUUGCCCACUCCUACCCGACCUCUCGCACCUUCCCGUGGCGUCCGAGCGCCAACUUCCCCAAGAACGCUCCAACUCCAGGCCACCCUGCUGGGCAGAGGGGGCGCUGCUGCUGGGCACCAGCCGUGAGGACGCACCCCUGGCCCCAGGGAGCGAGCCGGCAUCUUCAGGGGAGCUCGGGCGCCCCUGAGUGGGCGUCGGCGGCAGCCGCCUCCCCGGGGAGUCCAAGACCUGCAGGCGUUCGCCCUCUCUUUUAUGGAGCUUGGGCCCCUGCCCCAGCCCCGCAGAGGCUGUGGAGGUAGACCGUCCGGCAGCCUGGUCCCCAGGCCCCUGGCCCAUCCCUGGCAGCGGGGAGUGGCAGCUCCCACGAGGUAGCAGAGGCCUGAGCCGGGGCCCCUCCCGGGAGUGAACCAUGGGCCAGAAGCUCUCGGGGAGCCUCAAGUCGGUGGAGGUUCGCGAGCCGGCGCUGCGGCCGGCCAAGCGGGAGCUGCGCGGAGCAGAGCCCGAGCGGCCGACGCGGCUGGACCAGCUUCUGGACAUGCCCGCGGCGGGGCCGGCGGUGCAGCUGCGCCACGCGUGGAACCCCGAGGACCGCUCGCUCAACGUCUUCGUCAAGGACGACGACCGGCUCACCUUCCACCGGCACCCGGUGGCCCAGAGCACCGACGGCAUCCGCGGCAAGGUGGGCCACGCCCGCGGGCUGCACGCCUGGCAGAUCCACUGGCCGGUGCGCCAGCGGGGCACCCACGCGGUGGUGGGCGUCGCCACGGCCCGGGCGCCCCUGCACUCGGUGGGCUACACGGCGCUGGUGGGCAGCGACGCCGAGUCCUGGGGCUGGGACCUGGGCCGCAGUCGCCUCUACCACGAUGGCAAGAACCGGCCCGGCAUCGCCUACCCCGCCUUCCUGGAGCCCGAGGAGGCCUUCGCGCUGCCGGACUCGCUGCUCGUGGUGCUGGACAUGGACGAGGGCACGCUCAGCUUCGUCGUGGACGGCCAGUACCUGGGCGUGGCCUUCCGUGGCCUCAAGGGCAAGAAGCUGUACCCGGUGGUGAGUGCCGUGUGGGGCCACUGUGAAGUCACCAUGCGCUACAUCAACGGCCUUGACCCCGAGCCGCUGCCGCUGAUGGACCUGUGCCGGAGAUCCAUCCGCCUGGCCCUGGGCCGCCAGCGCCUGCCGGACAUCGGCGCCCUGCCCCUGCCCCAGUCCCUCAAAAACUACCUGCAGUACCAGUGACGGGCUGUGGCGCCGAGGCAGCAGCGGGCAUGCCGGGCCCGGCCUUUCCUUUCACGGCGCACGGAACAUUCAGGAAGGGGCCUUUCUCGCCCCGACUCCCCAGAACUUGCAGUUCUUUGGAAGGCCAGUACGCGUUCCCAACUUUAAAGAUGAAUGUCUGUUGCCAACAGUAUUUGCUGCCUGAGAAGCAGCUCCCCCAAGUCCCGACACCUCCUUGGAAGCCGCGAAGCCCCCGGGGCCUCUGCCCGGAGGAGGGCCCGCCCUGCCCACUGGACACCACCGGAUGGUAUUGAUCCGGGAGCCCGUUUCCAUAUUCAAGAGAAUGAAUAAAACAUUGGGGCAGGAGACUCUGUUGUGUGCCCGGAGCAGACAGGGCCAGCUGGGGGAGACACUGCCUCUGAAUAAUGAAUGAUGACAGCAGCCAGGUCCCCUCGGGCCCUCACCCCUUGUCAGGGCAGCCGAUACUUGAGGACUGCGCCCCUUUGAGAGGGAUGCCCGCAGGCAGAACUGGCAAGUGGCCCGAGCAGUGAGCAGUGUUUAGCCGCCUCUGGCUUACCUCUUUGAAAGUCGUUUACUUACCCGAGUCACUGCCUUCCUGCCCCUCACCUCCCCCCAUUGCCCCAGGCACCUCUUAUUCAGGGAAGCUGAGUCUCACGAAUUCACCCCAGGGACAGAGUGUUUCUUUUAUUAUUAUUUUAAGUAGCAGGUGCAUUUUAAGAGAGGAGUACGAGGAGUGAGGGCAGUACUUAGUCCAAAGGUGCUAAUGGGGGGGUGGGGGCAUUGCAACCCCCUGGUGGAUGAUGUCCGGGGAGGCCGGGGGUCUCUAGGCAACCAUCCACUCAGGAUGCAGCCUGGUUGCCACAAAGCUUUAUUUGAGCAAACUAUUUUUUCACUUUAGGAGACGUGUACGAGCUUGUUUGUUUCAGAUGUGUGUGUGACGUGCUGUUUAUUUAUCAGCGUGGGGCCCGUGGGGGCAGCCCCAUAACUGGAAGGGUGGACGUGGGAGGCACCUGCUUCGCCUGCUCCAAGCCUGGCCCCCUCCCGGAAGGAUGCUGCUGCUGAGACCGCCUCCCUGGGCAGCCCUCGAGUGUUUCCGACGCUCUCUGCCCAGACUCAUUUUUAACUGGAAAUUGUCCCAGCAGUGGAAUCUCGGAGCCCCAGACGGCACUGCCGCCCCCACUUUAAUGUGAAUUUGACUGAUGAAUGAGGAACGUUUCUAAUAAAGUGUGUCAUUCAGUCCUUCA
Molecule: messenger RNA, 2602 nt
Organism: Myotis lucifugus (little brown bat)
Lineage: Eukaryota; Metazoa; Chordata; Mammalia; Chiroptera; Vespertilionidae
Gene: SPSB4
Product: splA/ryanodine receptor domain and SOCS box containing 4
Exons: 3
Coding region: 537-1358 (273 amino acids)
Biological process (GO): intracellular signal transduction; proteasome-mediated ubiquitin-dependent protein catabolic process
Cellular component (GO): SCF ubiquitin ligase complex
Molecular function (GO): protein binding
Source: RefSeq, a predicted model, not a curated record